AGAAGGUCAGGGUCAAUGUGUUCAACUCAGCGCGACGGACAGAAUAUUUUAAGCAAACGCUGGGUCAAGCGACGCAGAAAGGAACGGACCAAUCAGGACGCUCGUUGGGAUGCGUCGGUCGGCGGCUGUGCGUCGUCAUGCGCGGCAAGUUGGCAGAGUUUCCAGAGUUCAUUCCGCUCGCGCCAGGGAAGCAGCGACAAGGCGGAAGUCGAGCUGGCUGCCUCAACUCUCUUCCAGCGAUGGAGCAGGGGGAGUAGGGACCGAGAACCACCGAUACACCGGAUAACCUCCUCCAAACAGUCGCUACGGGGGGACGCGGAGACCUCCCUCUCACCCACUCCCUCUCCCAUGUCCAUUAUCUCAGGGUAUAAUUCAGAGCCGGAACGUGGUGGUCCUGAUGAUUCCAGUUCCAUGAAUUCCCUACGGAUCUCCGUGCGAGGCCUUCCUGCCCUGGCCUUCAUGGCCGGCGCCACCUCUGACCCCCGCUUCCGCCUAAAAUGGAGGGCCAUCACCGUGGCAACACUCAUUGCCCUUGCCCUGCUGUUCUACCUGCACCAGACGACGGGGGUCGGAACUGGCGGCAAUGACGUCUUCGGCGUCUCCUCUGACCGCUUCCAUCACCACGGUAACGGGGCGCAAAGCUGGUGGACGAACAAUGACAAUGAAAUAAACAAUGGUAACCGUCAACCGGUGGCUGCAGUGGGAAACAACGGCGGCGUCAACUGGAAUAAUAAACACUACAACGACACAUAUCCUCUCAGUCCCCCGGAGAGGAUGGCGUCCGGGAGCAUCCGGUACCGUAUUGGGGUGAUCUCAGACUUGGACACGGCCUCAAUGAGCACCCAGGGUCAGACGUGGUUCAGCGUCAUGCGGAGGGGCCACCUGGUGGUGUCUGAGAGUGGGGACAGAGUGGAGGUGGAGUGGGACGCAGACAGCCUGACCCUGGAGAGCCACCUGGCUGAGAAGGGACGAGGUAUGGAGCUGUCGGAGCUAGUUGCGUUCAACGGUCACCUGUACAGCGUGGACGACCGUACAGGAGUUGUCUACAGGAUAGAGGGGAACCAGGCGGUACCCUGGGUUAUACUGACUGAUGGAGACGGGUCUGUCUCAAAAGGGUUCAAGGCAGAGUGGCUGGCGGUGAAGGAUGAGUGCCUCUACGUGGGUGGUCUGGGUAAAGAGUGGACGACCACUACCGGAGAGUUCAUCAACGACAACCCCCAAUGGAUCAAGGUGGUGGGUUACCGCGGCAACGUGCAACACGAGAACUGGGUACCGCGUUACAAUGCCCUGCGCAGCGCAGCCGGGAUUCAACCGCCAGGUUACCUGAUCCAUGAGUCUGCAGCGUGGUCCGACCGCCUCCAGCGCUGGUUCUUCCUCCCCCGCCGCGCCAGCUCCGAACGCUACGAUGAGAUCGCCGACGAGCACCGCGCCACCAACCUCCUCCUCUCCUGCCCCUCGGACUUCCGCGAAGUCACCGUGGGGCACGCUGGACCCCUCCACCCAACGCACGGUUUCUCCUCGUUCAAGUUCGUACCGGACACCGACGAUCAGAUCGUAGUAGCGUUGAAGUCGGAGGAGGACGCAGGGAAGAUAGCGACGUAUAUCCUGGCCUUUACUUUAGACGGGAGGAUGCUACUGCCAGAGACGAAGAUAGGAGACCUGAAGUAUGAAGGACUGGAGUUCAUUUAAAAUGGAUGGGGAGGAUGGAGAGGAGGGAUGGAGAGAUCUUGAGGAGAGACGAGGCAUCCUUAGGAGAGACUGGAGGGAUCCUUAGGAGAGACUGGAGAGAGGAGGGAUGGAGAGAUCCUGAGGAGGGAUCCUUAGGAGAGACUGGAGAGAGGGUUGGUUUUUACAACUUACCAACAUCACCUACCUGUGGCCUGACACACCUGUGAAGUAGUGUGAGGUAGGAGGACUCUGUUCCAGGAAGGGUUACGGUCCCAGUCAUCACCAACAAGGUUGUCCAGAGAAACGACUAGUGUUUGGUGACGGACACCCUAAGAUUCUUCACAUGGGCAACUUCCUGGCCCCCCAAAUGAGUCUGGGUAAUAUAGUCCACUAAGUUUGGGUUUAAACAGACAGCCCAAUAAUUGGCUGCAUCUCUAAACGCAGCCUAAGAAGAUCUAUGGUUGAACAGUGGUCAAAGGCUCACAGGGUUGUGUUCAGUAGGCACAAAUCGGAAAGAAACGUUUUAAAACUGAGCAUUCAUUACCUGAAGUUUUCCGUUAUAAUGUAUUUAUCUUUUUACGUUUGUGCCUUCUGAAGAGGACCCUUGUUAACACUAACUCACAAAUGCAAAACUUAGAUGACGUUGGGUUUGUCAACAUUUGCCAUAUGUUGAACAGACUACUGAAUAAGAUGCAUGAUCUUCUUACACCAGCUGUUAUGUUAAUAACUUGUUUUCUCUCUUCCUUUUAAAACAGAACAGCUCAGAUUAAAAUGUUCAUUCUGGAUCAAA
Oncorhynchus keta (chum salmon) is the source of this 2458-nucleotide messenger RNA. RefSeq names its product calcium activated nucleotidase 1b (gene cant1b). The coding region runs from base 16 to 1689 and encodes 557 amino acids. The transcript is spliced from 6 exons. The record is from RefSeq and is a predicted model, not a curated record. Gene Ontology annotation, molecular function: GDP phosphatase activity; calcium ion binding; UDP phosphatase activity. NCBI's taxonomy places the organism in Eukaryota, Metazoa, Chordata, Actinopteri, Salmoniformes, Salmonidae. Gene Ontology annotation, biological process: proteoglycan biosynthetic process.